AUGUCACUAGCGUUUCCUCCCAGCUCCAAGACACACAGGAGCUUCUGGCUGAAGAGACGAGACAGAAGCUUCAGUUGUCAACAAAGUUACGGCAAGUGGAGGACGACAAGACCAUUUACAGGAGACAGCUGGAGGAGGAGAUGGAGGCAAAGAGGAACGUGGAGAGACACCCACGUGUCCACACUCAAUAUUCAGUUGUCGGAUGCAAAGAAGAAGCUUGAUGAAAUGUGCGGUAACAUCGAGUUCUUGGAGGAGGGAAAGAAGCGUCUGCAGAGAGACCUGGAGGCGGCGAACACUCAGUUUGAAGAAAAGGCCUCAGCCUAUGACAAAAUGGAGAAAACCAAAAACCGGCUGCAACAGGAGCUGGAGGACACGCUCAUGGACCUGGACAAUCAGAGACAGAUUGUGUCCAACCUCGAGAAGAAGCAGAAGAAAUUUGAUCAGAUGCUGGCUGAGGAGAAGAGCAUCUCCAGUAAGUUUGCGGAGGAGAGAGACCGUGCAGAGGCCGAGGCGCGGGAGAAGGAGACCAAAGCACUGUCUCUGGGCCGCGCCCUGGAGGAGGCGCAGGACUCACGCGAGGAGCUGGAGCGCGUCAACAAGGCCCUGAGGAUGGAGAAUGGAGGAUCUGAUCAGCUCCAAGGACGACGUGGGCAAGAGCUCACUGGAGACUCAGCCUUAUGUGCCUUCUCUGGUCUGAACCAGGUGCACGAGCUGGAGAAGUCGAAGCGUGGCCUGGACGCUCAGGUGGAGGAGAUGAAGACUCAGCUGGAGGAGCUGGAGGACGAGCUGCAGGCAGCAGAGGAUGCCAAGCUGCGGCUGGAGGUGAACAUGCAGGCGCUCAAGGCACAGUUCGAGAGGGACCUCCAGGGACGUGACGAGAUGGGAGAAGAGAAGAAGAGGCAGCUCAUCAAACAGGUGCGGGAGCUGGAGACGGAGCUGGAGGACGAGCGCAAACAGAGAACGAGCGCCGCGGCUGCCAAGAAGAAGCUGGAGACCGACAUGAAGGACCUGGAGGCUCAGAUCGAGACCUCCAACAAGGGCCGCGACGAGGCCAUCAAGCAGCUCCGCAAGCUCCAGGCGCAGAUGAAAGAUUAUCAGAGGGAGCUGGAGGAUGCCCGUGCCGCCCGCGAGGAGGUGCUGAUCACAGCUAAGGAGAGCGAGAAAAAGGCCAAAGGUCUGGAGGCCGAGCUCUUCCAAAUGCAGGAGGAUCUGGCCGCCGCAGAAAGAGCUCGUAAACAAGCAGAGGCAGAAAGAGACGAGUUGUCAGAUGAACUGGCCAGCAAUUCUUCUGGAAAGUCGGCCUUGGCGGAUGAGAAGCGACGUCUUGAGGCCAAGAUUUCUCAGUUGGAGGAGGAGUUGGAGGAGGAGCAGGGCAACAUGGAACUCCUCAAUGACAGGCUGCGCAAGAGCACUCAACAGGUGGAUCAGCUGAACAUUGAGCUGCAGACGGAGCGCAGCACGUCUCAGAAGAACGAGAGCGCCAGGCAGCUGAUGGAGCGACAGAACAAGGAGCUGAAGGCCAAACUGCAAGAGAUGGAAAACCAGGUCAAGUCCAAGUUCAAGUCUUCCAUCACGGCUUUGGAAGCGAAAGUGGUUCAGCUGGAGGAGCAGCUGGAGCAGGAGAGCAGAGACAAGCAGGCCAAUGCAAAGAGCAUACGUCAGAAGGACAAGAAGAUGAAGGACCUGAUAAUGCAGGUGGAAGAUGAGAGGAAACAGGCAGAGCAGUACAAAGACCAGGCUGAUAAGGCGAAUGUGCGGAUGAAGCAGCUGAAGCGUCAGCUCGAGGAGUCAGAAGAGGAGUCUCAGCGUGCAACGGCUUCACGCAGAAAACUGCAGCGAGAGCUGGACGAGGCGACUGAAGCCAACGACAGCAUGAGCCGUGAGGUCACCACUCUCAAGAACAAACUCAGGCGUGGAAUUGAGCCUUCCUAUGGCAGCGCUCCUCGUCGGAUUGGAGGUGGGCGGCGGGUGAUCGAUGACGCCUCAGAGGAGGAGACAGACUCCCAAAGCGAUUUCAAUGGAAAGUCCACAGAAUAA
This is a messenger RNA of Knipowitschia caucasica, 2037 nucleotides long. The record is from the annotation of a GenBank genome assembly. Lineage: Eukaryota; Metazoa; Chordata; Actinopteri; Gobiiformes; Gobiidae.